UAAUGCUUUGAAAGUUAACAGCUUUACGCAGCAGUGACGCUGUGUCACUGAUUCCGAUCGUUGUCCACGUGUGAAGUAAAGUUGCGUCUCCUUCCGUCCGACUCCGCGCGGAAAGGCAGCCACGAGCCUUUCUUUCACUGAAAACGUUUGCCGUUUGACCUGAUCACGGUCUAUAAUGAAAGAUGUAGACUUGUGCACUGGUUUGGAAAGAACUUUAAAGAACUUUUUAGUUAGUUUGAUCCAGUCACAAUUAAGUGGUAACGUUAAGCGCCUCUCGCUGGAAUUAUUUGUUGAACAUGUCCCCUGCUCGAGCAGCUGAGUUGGACUACAAACCCCUGGAUGGUGGUUGGGGCUGGAUGGUGGUGUUUGGAGCCCACAUUUCCAUUGGAUUUGCAUACUCUACGCCCAAAGUCCUUUCCAUUUUCUUCGAAGCGAUCCAAGAGGAUUUAGGAGCCGGCUACAGUGAAAUGGCAUGGAUUUCCUCUAUCAUGCUAGCUGCCAUGUAUGCAGGCGGACCAGUGAGCACUGUGUUGGUCAAUCGCUUUGGAAGCCGGCCAAUAGUCAUACUGGGUGGACUUAUGUGUGGGGUCUCUAUGGUAGCCGCUUCUUUUGGGAGCUCCCUCCUUCACCUCUACUUUUGCAUUGGCGUCAUUGGAGGUUGUGGACUCUCCUUAAACCUCAAUGCGUCUCUCACCAUCAUCAGCAAGUAUUUCCUGGCCAGACGUCCUUUAGCUAACGGACUGGCCAUGGCCGGGAGUCCAGUGUUCGUGUGUGUCCUGGCCCCCGUCAACGAAUAUUUACUACAAAAGUUUGGCUGGAGAGGAAGUCUCCUUAUCCUCGGGGGUCUGAUGCUCAAUUGUUGUGUUGCUGGGGCCCUGAUGAGGCCUGUCAUUCUGCCUUGUAAGCCUUCCACUUGUGCACCACAGAAGAACAUGGAGGAACAGCCAGAUAAGUGCAACACAAGGCUAAAAGGAAGCUGUAUGAACAAUGCUAAGAAGUUCUUGGAUUGGACCUUCUUCAAGGAUAGAGGUUUCAUCAUUUACCUCAUUGGGAAUGUGUUGUUCAUCUUUGGUGCCUAUGCACCCUUUGUGUUCCUGUCAGCCUAUGCUAUUAGCCAAGGUGUUGAUGAGUACUCUGCAGCCUAUCUGCUCUCUAUUACGGGCUUUGUGGACAUGUUUGUUAGGCCUAGCACUGGCCUGAUAGCCAACAACAAGUGGGUGAGGCCCAGAAUACAGUACUUCUUCAGCUUUGCCAUGAUUUUCAACGGCACGUGCCACCUACUGUGCCCACUGAGCAAGAGCUACGCUUUCCUGGUGACCUACGCAGUAUUUUUUGGCAUGAGUUUCGGCAUGGUUUUCGCCCUGAUAUUCGAAUGUCUGAUGGACCUGAUGGGAAAUCAACGCUUCCCCAGUGCUGUUGGACUGGUCACCAUCAUCGAGUGCUUCCCCAUACUACUGGGACCACCUGCUGGAGGGUUACUGGUGGACAUCUUUGGUGAAUACAAAUACCUUUUCUUAAUGAGCGGCUCGGUGAUCGUGAUUGCUGGGCUCUUUCUCUUCCUCAUGAACAUCUACAACUAUUACAUGCUGGAGAGGGAGAAGCCAGCAGAGGACAGCGAGCAGAACCAAAAAACCAUAGAGAACCAUGACCACAGCACCUCAGACGCAGAGAUGAAAGCAGUGAUGGAACAGACUGAGCCUCAGGCUAAAGAGAAGAACGGUGCUCAGAGAGAUCCACGUCUGGAGAAUGCAGAAACCCCUAAUUAAAUGGGAAUUAAAUUUAACUCUCCAUUUAUAUGUUUUUUAAUCACUGCAGAAGAAAAGGGUUCAACAAGAUGAUGCGAUUUAAAGGAGCGCCAGUUGAACCUGAAAGAACGACGUAGAAAAUGUGCUGGAAAUAUGGCAUUCCUGUUUGUAUCAAGUCAUUUGACAACGGCUACCGUCUCCUUAUCGCUCGGUUUCGUCUGCCACAAUUUUUAGUCUCUUCAGUGGAAGUCUGCGUGACAUAUACAGUAAGUCACAUGCUUAAUGUACACCAUUAUUUAUUCAGAGUCUGUUUCCAAUUCACUUUGCCGUAUUUUGCUUUUAUCGUUGCACCAUCUUUCCACCUAAAAGUUUUCAUUUACAUUUUUUUCCACUCAGGUUUUUUAUGCACAAAUGGAAAAUGCACAUAAAACAGUUGGACCCGCACUUCCACACACUUAUUCAGUCGUUUCAACAUUCAUAUUUGUUUAACCAUUUAAGUAAUUUAACAAGCAACAAGAGCUGUACUUGGGCACUGCUAGCUAAAUGCUAACAUCAGCAUGCUAACAUUCUCACAAUGACGAUGCUAACAUGCUGAUGUUUAGCAGGUUUACCAUCUUCCCCAUCUUCAGUGUAGUGUGUUAGAAUGUUAACAUUAGCUAAUUAUCACAGAGCACUGCUGAUGCCAAUGGGUACGUAAUUAGCUUUGCAAGUAAUUUUAACAUUUUUAUCAUUUUUACUCUGGUGAUGUCUUUUAGAUGAAGAGUCAGGGACUCACCAACGUGGUUACAAUUUUGUAACCUGCAUGGUGGUGCUAUCUAGGAUAAGUCCGAAAUCUCCAGAUUCAUCGUCUAGGCAACAAGGCUGUCUCUACCAACCUUUGUUCCAAUCCUAAGUAGAUGUUAAGAUAUUUAACAGGAUAAGUGAACAUUUUGAACUGUUAGUUUCACUAGACCAAAAGUCAGAGGAUCACCAAAGUCAGUAGGCUUCAUCCUGUGAGGACCAUAAAUGUUUGUACAAAAUUCCCAAGUCACAGGGAAUGCUGAAAUGCGCACAGCCACAAUAUAUACAUAUGAGAGUGAAUGUUUGCAGUAUGUUUUACAUGAUCACAGACCAACACCUUCUGUUUUGUGAUUCCUAGCUGUUCAUUGCACAGUGAUCUAAUCGGUCUAUAAAUGUUUUAAUUGUUCUUGCGGAGAUGUGCAUAACCUCGUCAUGAGAUGUGUUGCACUCGUGUUGUACAUCACAAAACUGGCAAUUGGUUUAUAAACUACAAUGUGUGUUCCACAGUGAUGUAAUAGUUUCGUGUUGACAUUUCCCAGUGACAUUUGUUCAAUGGGCGAAAAUGGAUUUGCAUGCACUGUUAAUUGAUUUGAUGCUCUGUAUUUGUGCAUGUGAGUGAAUGUGUUUGUUGGAGUGAGUGACAAAAAGAAGGUGCGAUAUUAUAUUGUUAUAUUUAAUGGCAGCUUUUUGGAUUCUGUGUUCCAGAGAAUUUAAUGAAAGCUUUAGUUUACUAAUUAGAUUAGAACUGUAUUUUAUCUUCUGACAUCUUACAUAUGCACAAUGUACCAUAGAUAAUAUGGUUAACACUAUAUUGUUGACCUGAAUAAAAUCCCAUUUAUCUCA
Molecule: messenger RNA, 3368 nt
Organism: Perca fluviatilis (European perch)
Lineage: Eukaryota; Metazoa; Chordata; Actinopteri; Perciformes; Percidae
Product: monocarboxylate transporter 2-like
Exons: 5
Coding region: 297-1766 (489 amino acids)
Biological process (GO): monocarboxylic acid transport; transmembrane transport
Cellular component (GO): membrane
Molecular function (GO): monocarboxylic acid transmembrane transporter activity
Source: RefSeq, a predicted model, not a curated record